Prunus avium (sweet cherry) is the source of this 2770-nucleotide messenger RNA. RefSeq names its product TCP domain protein 12 (gene TCP12). The record is from RefSeq and is a predicted model, not a curated record. Gene Ontology annotation, cellular component: nucleus. Lineage: Eukaryota; Viridiplantae; Streptophyta; Magnoliopsida; Rosales; Rosaceae. Gene Ontology annotation, biological process: regulation of secondary shoot formation. Gene Ontology annotation, molecular function: DNA-binding transcription factor activity; sequence-specific DNA binding.
CGUUGCCUUCUAUGGUGGUAAUUAAAAGCAGCUGGCUCUAAAUAUUGUACAAAUGUAGCCUCUCUCUGUGUUAGACUGUUACAUUUAUCACAUAAUUGUCCUUCCCCCUUCCCUUCUCUCUUUUUUCCCUCUCUCUCUCUUUCUAGGGUACCUAUAUUCAUGAAGGUGGUCAGUUUUAGCCCUCUCAAAAUUCUCAUAGAGCUGUGAAUAAGUUUUUCAGAACCCUCUCUCUCUCUCUCUCUCUCUCUCUCUCUCUCUCUUUAUUUCUUUUGUUUCUCAUACACACACACAGUCCACACAUACUGAAAAAGAAUGGCUAGGUUAGGUCGCUUUCGAGCUCCCACCUCUGCACCCACCCACGUGAUAUGUUCAAAUUAAGACUCAAAGAGAGAGAUAUCAUCAGUUGCACAGCUACCUCUUAUAUAGCUCAUCAGCUUAGCCAUAGCUUUAGCUUUAGCUUUACCUAGCUAGCUCCCUUAAGUACCCUUCUUCUCUGCAACCCUGAGCUCGUCCCUCUUUCCAUAUUUCUUAUAUCCACUCGCUUUCUUCCUUUCUAUCUCUCUUUCUCGUCACCACUGUUGAUUGCACUUGCCUUUUCUCUUAGAAGAUUAUUUAAGGUCAUGAAUAUGAAUAGUGAACCAAAUACCAGUUUCCUGAUCUUCUUUUAGCUCUACACACCACCACCAACAAGGAGUCAAGACCGCCAUCACCCUCAUCAGGUUGUGCACUUUAUGUUUUUUUCUUUAUGGCUUGGCAGUAGUUGCCUCCCCUUUCUCUUUAAAGUUCUCUUUCUAGCUUAAUUACAUAUCCAUAUCUACAUAUAUUGUAGCAGAACAGUCACCCCCGGCCUCUCUUAAUUUCUGUUUACUGUUGGUGUUGCGUUCCGGCGGUUCAAAACAGUACCCGUUGAAGAGACUUUCCAUCAUCCAAAAUCUAAGGGUUGAGAGAGAGAAGAGAGAGAGAGCUAAUUAAUUAAGAUCCAUUAUUAUAUGACCAUGUUUCCUUCUAGCAGCAGCGCUAGUAAUUACCAGCUGCCUUUUCCAUGUGAUACCAACCAGCAGCCGCAGCUGCACGAAAAGUCCUCUACAAAUAUCAUUGAUCAACAUGGUCAUGAAAACCCUAACUCAAUAUCACAUGAUGACCAUCAUAUUCGUCAGUACUAUUCACACUACUCUGAAGAUCAUCAGCAGCAGGCACCUAAUAAUUUUCUUGAACACGACGGGCUGCUUUUGAGCUACUUGCUAUCUCAGCAGCAGCUCUUGGUUGGCAGCUCCAGUCCCAAUAUGAACAGUGCUACUUCUCAUCAUGUUCAAGCUCAUGAUACUACUGAAAUCAGCGUUGUGGCUUCCAAUUCAAACAAAAAAGUAAUGGAUCGUGUUGACGAGGAUCGGACCUCCCCAGCUGCAACUUCGAAAGGGUGCUCUUCAAAGAAGAAGAGCAAUACAUCAAAUGGAGAAAGCAAGAACGCGAAGGCUCCUCGAAAGAGAUCAAGCGGGAAUAAGGACAGGCACAGCAAGAUCUACACAGCUCAAGGCCCAAGAGACCGCAGAAUGAGGCUGUCUCUUCAAAUUGCCCGCAAGUUCUUUGAUCUUCAAGACAUGCUGGGGUUUGAUAAAGCCAGCAAAACCAUCGAGUGGCUUUUCACAAAGUCCAAGACUUCCAUCAAGGAACUCAAGCAGCACCUCAACAUCUCACCCCUGGCAGCUUACAGCUGUAGCACCAAUGCCAACGCUACUUCUACCAGCACAAUCACUGCAAAGAUGAAUUCGUCCACUUCUGAGAAUAGCGAAGUUGCAUCCAAGAUUCAGGAGACUGCAAUUGGCGACGUACACUCGAUUGGGACAUUGGAAAGAGAGAAAAAGAACAGGAAGUUAUGUGUGGUUGCGAGGGAAUCGAGGGUCGAGGCAAGAGCAAGGGCAAGGGAGAGAACAAGGGAGAAGAAGAUGAUGAGGACCAGAUCAGGCGGUCACUACUUAUGGUCUUCUAAUUGUCCUAAUGAUCAAUUGUUUGAACCUGGAAUGAUGAUGAAUUCCAUGGUGAUGAGCAUCAAUCAUCAUGAUGAGAAGGUUGUGGGCAGCACAACAAUUCCCAGUGGAGCAAAUUCCGAGGAUUAUGAUUUUCCAAGUUUUCCUGGGAAUUGGGGCCAAUUCAAUUCCAAGAACAUUACAGGUAAUAACGUGCUGCAAGUAGAUCCAAACCCUAGUAACUCAUCAACUAUGGCCACUGCUCCUCCUACCCCAUACCCCCUAGAACAAAAGCCUAGUUCAGUUUUCAUGUCCACCUCAUCAAGCAUGCAAGAACAAAAGCCUAGUUCAAUCUUCGUCACAACCUUGAUUGCUGAAGAUCAAAAUCCCACUACUUCUUCAAAUUUUGGGACCAAUUCAAGUAUUGUUUUGCAGUCCCAGUUCCUUGGAAAUUAAUGAAUGGAAAGACCAAUCUUAGUUUCUUGCACCUCCUCCAAUUCCUUACAAUACGGUGUUUGUAUGAAAGUGUGGAUAAUUUUCUUUGAUAUAUAGCGGGCGCAUGAGUGAGUAAUAUGUUUUCAGGAGUGUUUGUUGAACUUUUAUUCCAAUUUACUAGCAAAUUUAAUUUGAGGAUGUCGAUUUAUAAAAAUUGUGCAGUGUCAGGUGCUUUCAUGUCAUCAAUUGCUAAUUGCAUAAAUUCUCCAUAUAAUGUUUAUUCUCAAGAAUUCCAGUUAUUAAAAACAAUGUCUUAACUUCAUGUUUAUAUUUGUAUUUACCAGCUAAUUAAGUCCAAUCUACAUAUAUGC